AUUUGCAAAGAUGUGUUCUGUUCGUUAUAGGACGACAAAGUCAAAGUGAAAUAGUGAAAGCUUUUUGUCGUUAAAAAGAGCCGAAGUAGACGAAGGAGGUAUCUUUUGUUCUAUCUUAAUAUUAAAAACAGUUUUUAAAUUAUUAUUUUACAUUUUGGUUGUUAAGUGUUAUGGUCAAUACUCGUCGUAAGGAGUCGAAUGGCUCUCCAGAAGGCCCGAAACAUCGGACUAGGGGUAGCCUUCGGCUUAUUAAUCCGAAACAAGAGAGAAGUGGUAAUUCAAGCAGUCACGAGAGCGAAAGUGAUGAAUCGGGCGGUAGAGAAUCAUCUUGCAAUGCCGAAGAAGAACCAAAAUCAUCUUUAAACCCACCGAGCAACUUACCUCCAAGACAGUUAAGGAGCAGAUUUUAUCCCCCGAGCAAAUAUAAAACCCGUCCAUUACGUAGUAGUCAUAAGAGAAUAUCCCUAGAUGAUAGAAGAACUUUAAAGUUGUUUUCGCAUACCAUGCACCGUGAUGCUGAUGUUUAUGAAAGGGGCCACGAUUCUGAAGAAGGACUAUAUGCUGUUAGGGGUAGCAGAACUAGGCAUCUAAUUCGAAUGAAUCGAAUGCAAAGACGUACAGCUCUAUCGCUUAGACCAGUAAGACAAAAGUGCUAUGCUGAUUCACUUUCACCAUCACAUUUUAACUCUGACAGUGAAGGUAGAGUAAGAAGAAGUACCAGAAAACAAGCAGAUAACAUGUCCUGGCUAGACGACAGUCAAAUGCAUAAAGUCGGUUAUCCGAACCUCCAUGCCGGAUACUCGGAGGAAGACAGUCGAUACGCCGCUGAUGCUCACAAUAAAAUCGAAAUUUCUGGUCGAAUCACAAGGCGAAACAACGAUGUAAGACUUAGACACGAAAUCAAAACGCCGAAAUAUCUUUACGAUUAUGGUGUAGAAGAUGCUUCGAAAAGACGUAAGAGGAAUAUUGAAAAGGAUGAUGAAAUAAAAGAAGAGAUGGUAGAAACCAGGAGGACGUCGAACGACAAAGAAAAUAAAAAGGGAGAAAAUGUUGAAAAUAGAUUCAUGGGAAGGUUAAGAAGAUCGAAAACUAUGAAUUAUGGCGAAGAUAAUGACACAGAGGAACCCCACGAAGAAGCUAAAAAACCCGCAAUGAAAGAAGAACCAACCGUUAAUGGAAAUAUUACGGUGGAUGAAAAACCAGCUAAUGGUAAAGCUGAACAAUCUUCGGAUAGUGAAGAGGAGGAUGAGGAGGAGGAAGAAGAAGAAGAGAGACAAACAAGCCAGAUAGAACCGCUCACUAGACUUAGAACCAGAAGUCGGCCCAAUAGAAGUAAUAAUUUAAUACUUGAAUCCAGUUAUCCUUCAAGAAGACGUCAAGUAAGGCAAGUCAGAUCUCAACCAGUGGAUGCAAUAGAUACCAGUUCAGAAUCCGAAGAAGAAGGAAGAAAAUAUUUGUUAAGAGACAGAAGACCCAAACAGGCUCCCAAAGCAAUGCAACAGUCAGUCUUGAGAACCAGGGACAUAAGAACUAGAACAAGGGACAUACGGACACGUGACAUACGAACACGUGACAUGAGACCAAGAAUGUUUAGACCCAGAAUCCGGGAAAGAUCUUCUAGCUCUAGUGAUUCGUCAUCAUCAGAUGUUCGACGAGGUAAACCACCUAAAAGUCCCCAUCAUUCUAAAACUGAACGAAUGAAAUCUGGGGCUGGAGGAUUUAACAAAAUUGUUCCAAUUAAGCCGGAAACGUUGGAUAACAACAUCAAGUUUAACAGCAUUGGCGGACUGGAUAACCAUAUACAAUGUUUAAAAGAAAUGAUACUUCUUCCCAUGAUGUAUCCAGAAGUUUUUAAGCAGUUUAGCAUUCAACCACCAAGGGGUGUACUCUUCCAUGGGCCUCCCGGAACCGGUAAAACAUUAAUCGCUAGAGCGUUAGCUAAUGAAUGUAGUUUUGGGAAAAGGAAGGUGUCGUUUUUCCUUAGAAAAGGUGCAGAUUUAUUAAGUAAAUGGAUUGGAGAGUCAGAGAAGCAAUUGCGACAGUUAUUUGAGCAGGCUGCCGAAAUGAAACCUUCCAUUAUAUUUUUUGAUGAACUUGAUGGACUGGCUCCGGUGAGAUCGUCAAGGCAAGAUCAAGUCCAUGCAAGUAUAGUAUCAACUUUAUUAGCGUUAAUGGACGGACUGGCAGAUCGAGGGGAAGUGAUAGUUAUAGGGGCAACGAACAGAAUCGAUGCUAUCGAUCCGGCCCUUCGUCGACCUGGUAGAUUUGAUAGAGAAUUACUUUUUACGCUGCCAUCUAAAACUGAAAGAGAAGAAAUACUAAAUGUUCAUACAUCUUCUUGGAAAAAUCCUCCAAGUAGACAACUUUUAGACUAUUUAUCCGAAAAUACUGUUGGUUAUUGUGGUUCAGAUUUGAGAGCUCUUUGUUCGGAGGCUGUGAUACAGAGUUUCAGACGAACGUAUCCGCAAGUUUAUAAUUCAGAACACAGGCUCAUGUUACAGCCAGAAAAUGUCAAGGUAGAAAAAGUUGAUUUUAUUCGAGCAAAAUCCUUAUUGGUUCCUGCACAACAUAGAAUUACUCAAGGAUUAGGUAGAAAACUAUUCCCAAUAUUAGAACCUCUUUUACAAGAGCCGAUAAAAAAAUGUUUGGAUUUGCUUCAACAAACGUUUCCCCAUGGCUUGAGUACUUCAUUGGCAAAAGUUAAAUUAUCUCCUAAUUUACGACCGGCACAAUUACUUAUUACUGGCGAUGGACCUGGCCAUGGUCCGACGUCGCACAUCGCUCCUGCUCUCCUGUAUAAAAUGGAACAUAUUCAUGCCUACAUGUUAAAUUUGGUAAUGCUGUACCAAGAAACGGGUAGAUCUUGUGAAGAGGCUUGUAUACAGGUAUUCAUAGAAGCGAGGAAAAAUGUACCCAGCAUAGUUUAUAUUCCCAAUAUAGAUACAUGGUGGUCACUUGUGUCUGAUACCGUACGAGCAAUAUUUAAUUCACAGUUAACAUCCUUGGAACCUAAUAUUCCUAUACUGUUUUUGGCUACAGCAGAAAAUUCAUAUGAAUUAUUACCUGAACAGGUUCAAAAGCUGUUUUCAUAUUAUCGAAGGGAAGUGAUAGAAGUCGAAGCUCCUACUGCCGACUUGAGGAGACUCUUCUAUAAACCCCUUAUAAUUGAAAGUAGUUUGAAGUCUGUAAAAAAUGCAAGGGAAUUACCAAAAACUCCUCCGCCUCUUCCUAGGGCACCAACUCCGCCACCAUUACCACUUGACGAAAAAGAAACCAAAAAAUUGUAUGAAGAAGAAGAACAUACGCUAAGAGAACUUAGAAUAUUUCUUAGGGAUAUGUGUAAAAAAUUAGCGAAUAAUAGAUUAUUUUUUAUGUUUACCAAACCGGUAGAUACCGAAGAAGUACCUGAUUAUACCAACAUUAUUAAACAGCCCAUGGAUUUAGAAACAAUGAUGACUAAAGUUGAUUUUCAUCGUUACGAAUGCGCUAAGGAUUUUUUGACCGACAUCGAAUUAAUUUGUCAAAAUGCUUUAGAAUAUAAUCCUGCCAAAUCAUCUGCAGAUAAACAAAUUAGGCAUAGAGCGUGUUCUCUUCGAGAUUAUGCAUAUACUUUAAUAAAAACUGAAAUGGAUACCGAUUUUGAGGACCGAUGUCAAGAAAUAUCACAGAAGCGACGUCAAAGAAAGCACUGUCCGUUGAAGUACCUGCCUCCUUACAUUUAUACUCCAGAAUUAAUGGAUGAAGGUGAACAAAAUCAUCCAGAAGGAAGUACACAACCAGAUUUGAAAGCUGACGGCAAAGUAGAUAUUAAUAAAAGUAAUAGAAAAAGAAAAAAGAGUAGAUGGCAAAGAGGUGAAUUAGGGAAAAAGAAGAGAAGAACGUUAGAUAAUUCGCAGAAUGGAGACAAAGAAGUAUCAUCGUACGAGUCUAAUGAUGAAACGGAAACCAAAAUAACCCAAUAUCAUCCUGCCAGAGCCAGUGAUAACGCCACUUCAGGAAUAAAAGACACUCCCACCGGAAGAACAGCUGGCGAUUCAACUGCUCCGCUCACUGUUAACUGUGAUAUCAAUAGUAGUAUGAAAGCAGACACGUCGUGUCAUUUACAAUCCCCAAAGAGAAGACUGAGUGAUAUCUUAAGCCCUUCCGAAUUAUUAGACAACCCAUUAGAUUUUGAUGAUGUAGAUGAAGCAUUGAAUGAAUCAGUAGGUUGCAGUACAUCUAAUAGCAAAUCAAUAGAAAUUUCCCAUACGGAAUUAGAAAAAACUUUAGAUAUGGCAGUGAAAAUAACAGACGGCUUAUCGUUACUUUCUCUUCUUGAUCUUUACAAUCAACUGAGCAGGGUAGUAAAAAAGUUUUCGAGGACGCCCAUAAGGACUACGUUACCAAAGGAGCUUCUACGAGAACUGGCGAGGUUCAAAAAAGAAGGACUUACAGAAUAAUUUCUUUUACUAAUGAGUACAAUUUUAUUUAUAUUUCAGUAUUUUAAUUCAUUUUAAAAUAAUUGCCAUCGUGCAUUAUUGCUUUUAGUUUUUAAUUUCAUUUCUACUAAUUAUUACUAGUCCAGAGAAAUAAGGAUUUUGUCGGGACACUUGACCAGCCAGGUUGCAAAUGGGUUUUUUUGGGUACUAUAUACCUAAUACAUUAUAAAUACAAAAAUGCCCAUCACACUUCGGACGAGAAUUUUAGUUAUUUACAAAUAAGGUUCAAAAAUGGCAGUUUUUUUCGUUUAAAUCACUACAGGUAAAAAUAGGGUAAUUAAAUAUCUUAUUUGGGGUAUUCAUCUUUUAGUAGGCGAACAAAGGUUUAAAAUGACGGUUUUUGAAAUUUGGUCCGAUUAUUUGUUGCUUCGGAAAUUAUAAAAUACUACUAAAAUUUUAUUCAAUUUAUUUAUUUAUUAUAUACCCAAAAAAUUAAUUUAUUUUUUGCAAUGUUACUGCUCAGAAAAUAAUGAUAUAGCAAUUCUGUGGAAACCACAUGAAAGAAGAAUACUUACAAUUUCAAAGUAUUUAAAGAAAUUAAUAAAAAGUCAUUGUUACCAUUCUGAAAACAUUUUACUAAAGUAGAGUUAUUUUUGGAUUAUAAAUAAUUUGAAUAACUUUGUUAAUAUUGACUGUGGACUAAAUCUACUUCGGGAUUUGGAAAGUUGGUAUUUUUACAAGAAUUAAAAAAACGUUUCUCCUAUGUUAACUACGCUACGGGUAAAGUUAACAACUUUUCUUAUUUAAUUCACAGUUACUUCUAUAUACAUAAAAUUCUCCUUAACUAGUUUUGAUGGGAAAUAAGCCACACUUUUACUAAAACAAUGAUUUUAUUAACGUUUCGACGCCCAAGUCGGGUGUCGUUGUCAAAAUACAAAAAAUAUUAAUGAAUUAAACAAAAAUGUUGUUGCUUAGUAACAAAAUUCUUCUAAUAAUUUAUUUAAUCUGACUCAUUUAUAUCGGCAAUUCAGACAUAUAUUAUACAUUUUAAAGUAGAAGACUUUUAAAAUGAUAUUGUUAAUAUUUAUGAGUUGCGUUCCUGGGACGACUUUACUGAAAGAUAGUUCAUUCGAUUACACGAAAUCAACCCCAACUCAAGAAUAUCCGUCCGACAACCACAUGCAAUGGUAACAGUAAAAUUCUCGCUCUACAGAUUCCCUAGUAAAUCAUGAGGGAAAACCAGGAAAAAACCUCGUGAUACUAUCCCAACAUCAGAAGUAUUAAGUCUUACUUUAGUUUACUCUCAAAACUAAUACCAAAUUCUGACCUUAAUAUGUAGAUAUGUUAUUUUAAAUUAUAAAUAAUAUUAAUAAUACAUAGAUAUAUAUAAAGAACAACUAAAAUAUAAAAUAUGUACUAACUCGAUAUGUUAUUGACUUACUAAUCCUGGUAUUUUCUCUCUAUUGACUUCCUCUUUUAUUGUCCACACCCUACUGCAUUCUACCGAGGAAUUUGCAACAUAAUUGGUUUCAUUUAGCAUAAUUAAAGCCGCUUCUUUGAUUUUUCUCUUUUUACUGUCUUCUUUCAGAACUAUACUUGAAUCUCUCCACUGAACUCUAUGUUCAUUAUCCCAUGCGUGUUGACAUAUUUGAGAUCUAUCAAAUUCUCUAUUUUUAAUAUAAGACUGAUGUUCACUUAUUCUAACGUUUAAUGGUCUUGAUGUUUCACCUAAAUAAACUUGUUAGCAUUCACAAAGUAUGUUAUAAAUACAAUUAUUUGUUCUUUCUUGUUCACUGUUAGGUUUAGUUUUAGAUAGAAUAGGUCUCAAUAAUUUUGGGCGCCAAAACAUUAAUAAAAAAUUGUUUUUAGUAAAAUUGUGGCUUAUUUCCCAUCAAAACUAGUUAAUUGCAAAAAUGCCACAAGGUAAUAGCUUCAGAACAACAUUAAAAUUCUCCUGUAACCGUGUUAAUUAACACACUUCUCCGAAACGGCUUGUCCAAUUUUUAUGAAAUUUUACACGUAUAUCCUGUAGGACUGAGAAUAGGUUUUAAUUUAUUUUUCAUACCCAUAAGUUAUAAAGGGGCCUCUUUGACAUUUUUGAAGUUAUACUUCUUUACGAUCGAGAGUGAAAUUUUAUAAUGCCGGGCGCAUGCGCACACAGACAGUAUGUAGUUCGUUGCUAAUCUUUCAAGACAUGUAUGUAUUAUCAGCGCUGUCAGCGCAAAUAAGUCAUUAAAAGGAUAUAUUAGUGUUUUUAGUAAAUGUAUUAAUUUAUUAUAAUUUUUGUGUCUUUGGAUUUGUCUUCCUCGGGAAUAAGAUAUUUUAUAAUAAUAGUAAGUAAAUUUAAAGUAGUUUUGUAUACUUCACUUGGUCUAUUAAAUUUGUCAGUAUGUAUGAGAAAUCUUGUAACCUGUCAAAGCAAAGGGAAUAUAGCUCAGUGAUAGAGCGUAUGACCGGAGAUCUAGAGGUCCCGGGUUUAAAUCCCGGACGAUUCAUAUUCUUUUUUUUUUUAAUUUUUGGUAUCGUUUUAAUAAAAAAAAUUUAAAAGUGGUAGGUAAGAAAGUUAGUUUAAUAUUUAAAUAAAAUACAAAUAAACUGUUAAGUAUAUUUUUAUUUCUUUUAAAUUAUAUAAUAGAAGUAUAACUUCUUACGUGUGUACAAAGUACACACACACACAUACUUUUUUUUAUUUUUUUUUGGACAAAAUUGUCCACAUUAAUUUUAUAUGAUGUAGCAUUAAAAAAUACAUACAUCUGAGCAAUAACCUUUUAAAAAAAGCUCCGUGGGAUAAACAAAUUGAAUAAAAUUUAAACUAAUUGACGAAUCAUCUUGAAAUUUUUUGUGCAUUAUAAAUGUACUGUUUGACUCAACUUUUCAUGCAAUAUCAAAGUCUUCUUAAGUUCAUUUUCGCAAAAGUUAUAUGUAGUAAGUUUUUGAUUUUCGAAAUUUUAGUCUUAUUUUGCCAUUUCCGUAGCACAAAUGAUAGGACCAAAAUUCAAAAACUGGCAUUUUAAAUAUUUGCUCAUCUACUAAAAGAUGAAUACUCCAUAUAAGAUGUUGAAUUACCCUAGUUUUACCUGUAGCGAUUUAAACGAAAAAACUGCCAUUUUUGAACCUUAUUUGUUAAUAACUAAAAUUCUCGUCCGAACUGUGACGGGAAUUUUUGUAUUUAUAAUGUAUUAGGUAUGUAGUAGGUAUCCGAAAAACUCAUUUGCAACCUGGCUAGUCAAGUAUCCCGAACAUGGUACAUUUUUGCCUUAUUUCACUGGAGUAUACACCACCAAAGAUAUUCAACAUGUUGGGUUCUCACUGCCAUAAAUUGUUUUAUCCAAUGUUCGGUUAUUUGUUUAUAUACGUGCCUUUUCCUUCAGUGUAAUGGUUACUUAUUUUCAAAUAUAAUAGUUCCCCACUUUUAUAAUGUAAUAUAAGUAUAUGAAAUUUAAAAUAAAUAAAAAUUGUGGGAUAUUUA
This is a messenger RNA of Diabrotica virgifera virgifera (western corn rootworm), 7887 nucleotides long. RefSeq names its product ATPase family AAA domain-containing protein 2-like. Gene Ontology annotation, cellular component: nucleus. The record is from RefSeq and is a predicted model, not a curated record. Gene Ontology annotation, molecular function: ATP hydrolysis activity; chromatin binding; ATP binding. Gene Ontology annotation, biological process: positive regulation of transcription by RNA polymerase II. Bases 171 to 4439 code for a protein of 1422 amino acids. The transcript has 25 exons. NCBI's taxonomy places the organism in Eukaryota, Metazoa, Arthropoda, Insecta, Coleoptera, Chrysomelidae.